AUGAUUGUUGGCAUCGUGACAUGCGGGACGCUUCCACCCGACGAGCCAACUGCCUUCGGAAAGUACGCCGACAGCUCCGUAUCAAUCACUAUUCCGCCCUGUGAGGCUGACGCUGCAUCAGACGAGAUGCUCCCUGCAGCAAUGCCAGCAGCAACACCAACGGAGCCUUUCGAGUGCACCUCGGCAAAGACAAUAACCUCGUCAUUCACAAGAGCAACUCAUGAGACACGGAAAGAAUCCGUUGCAGCAUCGAAGCCAUCUUUGGCACUCAAAUCAAUGGUUACAUUCGCAAACGACUGCUGUUUGGGUAGCCGAUAA
Trypanosoma rangeli is the source of this 318-nucleotide messenger RNA. RefSeq lists its product as uncharacterized. The record is from RefSeq and is a predicted model, not a curated record. Lineage: Eukaryota; Euglenozoa; Kinetoplastea; Trypanosomatida; Trypanosomatidae. The transcript has a single exon. Bases 1 to 318 code for a protein of 105 amino acids.